GCUAUUUUUGUUCGAAGCUGAUACUUCUGCCUGAGCCACAAGUGCCGCUUGGAAAGGGCUCAGGUUGUUUCCAGGGGGAGAACUCUGCAGAGAAGAGACGAAGUUCAGCAGGACAACAAAGGGGCGGCAGAAACAGCCAGGAAAACGAAGAGCCCUCACGUUUUUCACACCGAGCCCCCUAUCAGAGUUCUCGAAUUCUAAAGUAUUCUGCAAAGUGCCACUUGACCGGAACUUUUCGCCUGCCUUUCCUUUCUCCAACCACCAUGACUGAGAUCACUGCUGAAGGAAAUGCAUCUACUACCACAACUGUGAUCGACAGCAAAAAUGGAUCCGUGCCCAAAUCCCCUGGAAAAGUGCUGAAGAGGACGGUCACAGAGGACAUAGUGACAACAUUCAGCUCCCCAGCAGCCUGGCUUCUGGUCAUUGCUCUGAUAAUCACAUGGUCAGCUGUUGCUGUUGUUAUGUUUGACCUGGUGGAUUACAAAAACUUUUCAGCGAGCUCUCUUUCCAAGAUUGGCUCAGAUCCUCUAAAACUUGUGCACGAUGCUGUGGAAGAAACCACGGACUGGGUCUAUGGCUUCUUUUCUUUGUUGUCUGACAUCAUCUCGUCUGAGGGUGAUGAAGAAGAUGAUGAUGAUGGGGAUGAGGACGCUGAUAAAGGAGAAAUAGAGGAGCCUCCCUUGAAACAAAAAGAAAUACACAAAGAUAAGACUGAAAAGCAGGAGAAACCUGAAAGGAAAAUACUAACUAAAGUUGCAUACCGAGAAAAAGAAAAAGUAAAAGAAAAAGAAAAAUCUGAAAAAAAAGCAACUCACAAGGAAAAAAUUGAGAAAAAAGAAAAAACAGAAACAAAGAAAGAAGAGAGGAAAGCCAAGGCUGAAGAGAAGAUUAAAAAGGAAGUGAAAGGUGGGAAACAAGAGAAAGUGAAGCCAACAGCUACAAAAGUCAAAGAAGUACACAAAACUCCACCUAAGCCCAAAGAGAAGGAGGGGAAAGAGACUGCGGCCGUGUCCAAGCAUGAACAGAAAGAUCAGUAUGCGUUCUGUCGAUAUAUGAUUGACAUGUUUGUCCAUGGGGAUUUAAAACCAGGCCAAAGCCCAGCCUUACCACCUCCAUUACCAACAGAACAAGCUUCCAGACCCACUCUGGCAUCACCUCCUCUGGAAGAGAAAGAAGAGGAAAAGAAGAAAGCGGAGAAGAAAGUGACUUCUGAAACAAAAAAGAAAGAAAAAGAAGAUGUCAAAAAGAAAACGGAUAAGGACACUGCCGUGGAUGUGAAAAAAAAAGCAGCAUCUAAAAAAGAUGAAAAGAAGGAAGAUUCUAAGAAAACAAAAACCCCGGUAGAAGAACAUCCCAAGGGAAAAAAACAGGAAAAGAAAGAAAAACAUGUGGAACCAGCAAAGUCACCAAAGAAGGAACAUUCGGCUCCAAGUGAAAAACAAGUAAAAGCAAAAACUGAACGAGCCAAAGAAGAGACCAGUGCUGCCUCAACUAAAAAAGCUGUACCUGGUAAGAAGGAAGAGAAAACAACCAAGACAGUGGAGCAAGAAAUUAGAAAAGAAAAAUCCAUGAAGACGUCUUCAGUUUUGAAGGAUAAAGAAUCUGAUAUUAAAAAAGAUGAAAAGAUGCUCAAAGCAGGCAAAGAAGUCAAGCCUAGGACUCCACAGCCACAAGUAAAAAAGGAAGAGAAACCAGAGUCACAAGUUAAAAAGGAAGCAAAAUCAGAACAAGACAUAGCAAAACCAGAAAAGACUGUUUCUCAUGCAAAACCAGAAGAAAAAGUUGUCAAGCAGGUAAAAGCUACCACAAUAGAAAAAACAGUCAAGCCCAAACCAGCAAAAAAAGGUGAACACCAAGAAAAAGAAUCUCCAUCUACAAAAACAGACAAACCUAAACCAACUUCAAAGGAAACAUCAGAAGUCACAGAAUCAGGGAAGAAGAAAACUGAAAAAUCUGAAAAAGAAAGUAAAGAAAAAGGGGAAAUGAAACAUCUUAAAGAAGAAAAAGUCUCAACAAGAAAAGAAAAUCUUCAAUCACACAAUGUGACAAAAGCAGGAAAACCUGCAAGAGUAUCAAGAGAAGAUUUGGAAGAUGUACCAGCUUCAAAGAAAGCUAAAGAAGCUGAAGAUGUGUCUUCCACAAAGAGGCAAAAAAGCCCCAUCAGUUUCUUCCAAUGUGUCUACUUGGAUGGAUACAAUGGCUAUGGAUUUCAGUUUCCUGUCACUCCUGCACACCGUCCUUCAGAGAGCUCUGACCAACCAAGUUCUCCAGGUCAGAAGCAACAAGGACAAUAGACACACAUGCAGGGCCCUUACAAGUGCUUUAAGACUUUGAAAAUAGGAUCUUCUGUUUGUCUGCAGUGGCAUAGGCAAUUGAAAUCAUGAAUCUGAGGAAUUUCUCUGAAAAUGUUUUACUCUUCUGCCUGAUCUAGAGAGAAAGGGUGGGCAAAAGCAAUGAAUGAUAAGCAAACAUAUUGAAAGAUCUGGCAUUCAAGAACCUGUUAUUUGUGUUUGUUGCUAGGCAUGGAUGCUUAUAUUUUUCUAUUUCUACUUAUUGUAGGGUUGCUCACAGGUUAAUUUAAAGUUUCCUUAAUCAUGAUCUUUUAAACAUAACUGACACAAUUACAAAAUGGAAUUCUGAUGUCAGGUAUAUUUUUAAAUGACAACAAAGACUGUGCUUUCAAUUUAAAGAGUAUAGGAGCUACCCUUUAUGGGCAUACAAAACUACUUUUUAUCAUGUAGCUCUCUAAACACAAUUUGCCCACUAAGUUGAUGUUCAAUAGUUUGAUUUUAUUUAUGUCUCUUUCUAUUUUAGCUGUGGUAAUGCUCUAAGAAUGGGUAAUAGUUGAACCAAAAAGUGCUGUAAGUUCCUUGUAAUGCUCCUUUUGAUAGAAUUCAAAAUAUCUCUGAACUUUGGACAUGGUAAGAUGGAGUAGAAAUGUUUGAUAAAUCAUAUCUUUGAUUUGUCUUGAAUUACAACUAGGACAUUCACUCCAUUGGAAAUAUACCAUCCAAUUAGGCAAGUCUGAUGAAUCAUUUGUUUAAAAUAAAAGCAAAUGAGAUGUAGUAUUUUCAGAUUUUUCCAGACUAUGGCCUAAUGAAAAUGUCACCUGGAUGAAAUUUUAGAUCAGUCACUAAAUUCAGGUGACAGUUGCAAAGUAUUUAAUGUCACUUUAAUAGGAUCAUUCUGUACAGUUAAGUACAUUUUCUUUCUCAAAAAAAAUAUAUUUGUGUAUAUAUAUAUACCUACAUAUAUAUGCACACACACAUACAUAAAUGAAUGUCAUCAAAAUUAAAGAAAUGCAUUUUAAACACAAGUGCUUCAUGAGAUGUCUUACUUGUUUCUUAGGU
Mustela lutreola (European mink) is the source of this 3350-nucleotide messenger RNA. It is a transcript of the gene TRDN, whose product is annotated as triadin. NCBI's taxonomy places the organism in Eukaryota, Metazoa, Chordata, Mammalia, Carnivora, Mustelidae. The transcript is spliced from 38 exons. Gene Ontology annotation, molecular function: signaling receptor binding. Gene Ontology annotation, cellular component: membrane; sarcoplasmic reticulum. The record is from RefSeq and is a predicted model, not a curated record. The coding region runs from base 264 to 2294 and encodes 676 amino acids.